Drosophila albomicans is the source of this 394-nucleotide messenger RNA. Its product is annotated as ankyrin repeat and KH domain-containing protein 1-like. The coding region runs from base 89 to 394 and encodes 101 amino acids. Gene Ontology annotation, cellular component: cytoplasm. The record is from RefSeq and is a predicted model, not a curated record. Gene Ontology annotation, molecular function: protein binding. The transcript is spliced from 2 exons. NCBI's taxonomy places the organism in Eukaryota, Metazoa, Arthropoda, Insecta, Diptera, Drosophilidae. Gene Ontology annotation, biological process: innate immune response.
UGUGAGAUACCCGCUACCCACUUUUAAUAAAGGCAAAAUAUUGCGGUAUAAUCUUCAAAAUAUACCGAAAAUACUAAAAAUAUACCAAAUGGUAUGUUUGGUAUAUCGAUAUAGUACACCAUUCAAAAUAUACCAUAGACGGCAGAAUGUGCUAGAUUGUCGGCCAAAGCAACUCAGACCCCUAGUAAUUCUCGAGCGUGGAGCCGAAAUCAACAACCGUUCCAAUGAGUACUACGAGAGUGCAUUGUCAGUGGCUAGCUAUAAGGGUCAUAUUGAUAUGGUGCGUUUCCUCCUGCAAGCCGGCGCCGAUCACUUGAACUUCGCUCUUUCAGCGGCUUCAACAGGUGGCCAAAUGGAAGUGUCCACUGCCAUCGCCGCUCGAAAGUUCAAUUAA